CAUCCGGAACUAAGCUCUUUACAAUGUUAUGCACCAGCCGAGGCUAUCUGCGCUGCACACAACGAAGUGUCAAAUAAUAGUGCUGCUGGUUUGGGGGAAUCUUACAGAGGGCUGACUGAAUAUCAAAGAAGUUACACUGUGACUUUGUACCAUGGUGAAACGCAGUGCUGCUUUUCAAAGGACUAUCCACUCUUGAUGGCAACCUUCAUGUGCGGGAUACUGUCACGUGGUGAAACAUUGUGUAAUAAAACUAGUGGAGAAAGAAUGUGGCCUUCUACACUUCGUGAACUUUGAAAUUUUAUGCAUUCAACACACUCAUAAAAUAUUAGAAAACAAAACGAGAUGUUCAUUGAACAGCAUUUGUAUGAAGCAUCUUCCUCGUUUUCCUAGUUUAAAAGACUAUAUACAUGUAAUUAAAGUAUGUCUCUUUCAGAAAGCAAAGGAUUAAUUUUGGGGGUGCUUGCUGGUGCUGCUGGAAUAAGUGUUGCCCUAUUGUGGUGGAAGAAACAUGGAAAAUCUCACUACUUUCAACACAUUCCUGGUCUUUGGUCUACCUCUAAUGGUCAUGGCUUUGUUCAGGACCACCAAGGGAAGGUGGUGGUUUUACAAGGUAGCCAGCUUCAGAUCCUGGAAAAAUUUGGAGAAUUGUUGAAAAGUGUGGAAGAGCUCAAGCGGGAGGUAAAAGUUUUAAAAGAAACCAUUCCUAAACUAGAAGAACAAAUAAGAGACGAGAUUAGAGGGAAAAAUGAUGGACGACGGGUUAGCCCACAACAUAAAGGUCUCAAAAGAAAGAAAAGUGAGACAGCCAAAGAACCAGAGGAAUACCCUAGCUCAGAGGAAGCCGAGAGUGAAGGAGGAUACUUGACAGCUCACGACACAGAAUCAGAGGAUGAGAAACUUGCUGACGGUUCCAAGACCAAAAAAGAGGCAGCUAAAAUACGUUAUGUUCUCAAGGAAGCAGAUAAAAAACAUUCUGGCUCUGAAUCAGAAAAGCAGGAAGGAUUCAGAAUGUUGCUUACCAACAAGGAAAAGUUUGAAAAUCAUGUUGAAUUUCUUUGGAGACUAGCACGGGCAUAUAGUGACGUGUAUUAUAUUGAAAGCGACUAUGAAGAAAAGAAGAAUUACGCAUCUGAGGGGAAGAUUGUUGCUGAAAGAGCUAUUGAAUUAAAUGAUUCUAGUGCGGAGAGCCACAGAUGGUUUGCUAUCAUGUGUGGAUACAUGUCUGAGUAUGAUAAUGUGCAGAAUAAAAUAAAGAAUGGCUAUCUCUUCAAGGAACAUCUAGAUAAAGCAAUAGAAUUAAAUCCACAGGACCCUCUCCAGUACUACCUGUUGGGUAGAUGGUGCUAUGAGGUUUCCCGGUUAUCCUGGAUUGAAAGAAAAGUGGCUGCUACCCUGUUUGGGAAUCCACCAACUGCAACAGUACAAGAUGCCUUGAAUUAUUUUCUGAAGGCUGAAGAAAUGCAUCCUGGGUACUCGAAGUACAACUAUGUGUUCUUGGCAAAGUGUUACAAAGAUCUGGGACAGAAAACUAAAGCUUUGAAGUAUUGCAAUGAUGCAUCGGCUAUUGCAUCUGUAACUAAAGAGGAUAAAGAUGCCCAGAAAGAUUUGGAAGUCUUGAUUGCAUCCAUUAGUCCCUGAAGCACUUAUGAAUGCUUUCCAAUACAUUAAGAAUACAUUCCGAGAAAAGAACCCAACACCUGGAAUUAAAUGAAUUGUAUACACUGUGAUUAAAUAUUUACACAAAGCCCUUUACAGACUUCAGUUCACUUUCAUAAUGUCACCAAACUGAUAAAAUUUCAGAGUAAAUCAUUAUUAAGGAACUUUCAGAUAUAAUUCCCACAUGUUCCAGGAUUGACUGGAUUGCUUCUGUAUUUUAUUGAAUAAACAGUGACUAACAAUGUGAACAUGGUAUGGGGCAUUUUUUAAAUGUGAUCUUUGCAUGAUUUCAAUAUUACCUCCAUAACUUUUAAAUAAGUGUGUAUAUAAAAGUGUAUUUUAGCUGAAAGAAUAAUGUACUAUAUUAGCAAUAAUUACAGAGCUGGUAAUGGUUGCAACAAUAAAAAUAUUUUGAUCUAAA
Pelobates fuscus (common spadefoot toad) is the source of this 2077-nucleotide messenger RNA. It is a transcript of the gene RMDN2, whose product is annotated as regulator of microtubule dynamics 2. Gene Ontology annotation, molecular function: microtubule binding. Gene Ontology annotation, cellular component: mitochondrion; cytoplasm; mitotic spindle pole. The transcript has 11 exons. Bases 421 to 1638 code for a protein of 405 amino acids. The record is from RefSeq and is a predicted model, not a curated record. Lineage: Eukaryota; Metazoa; Chordata; Amphibia; Anura; Pelobatidae.